UUUGUCGCGGGCUCAGUCGGCCCGCGGCGCUCACUGUGAUCGGAAACUCCCAGAGGUGCAGCUUCGGUGGCCGGCUAUGGACCUGUGCGCACUCUGCUCCAUUCUGCUAUGGGGUUUCGUCGCUGCGCUGAGUACCGCGCUUCCUCUGGCACUACUGGACAUACAGCGACGAGGAUAUUCCAAGGCACUGACCUGGACACAGCUACUUAAAUUGUACGUUUUACUCAAGCUUGGCGAUAUCAAAACGUACCGGCUGCAUCGCAAGUUUGAAAGAGAUGUUCGUCAAUUUGAAAAGGCGCAGUCCGAGUUCCUUCUGGAGAGGAUACGGCGCUGCAAAAACACAGCCUUCGGACGAGAUUAUCAUCUCCCCUCCUACAAAACCGUCGACGAAUUUCGACGCAACUUCCCUGUGUGUGACUUCUCAAAAGUUGAAGAGUACAUAAACCGCAUGGCGAAUGGAGAAAAGAACGCAUUUCUCGGCGAUGAGGACGAGCUAGUUUUGUUCUCGGCGUCCUCCGGAACGACGGGCAAGAACAAAUUGAUACCGGUAACAGUUGAGGGGGCGAAGAGUCUUCAGGAUCAGGUCCUGUUCGGCGCCUAUCAGUGGGCCCUUCGUGAGCGGUUCCCGUGGGACCUGACGAGGAUGUUGACCGUAAAAAACAGUCCCCUCGUUCACAAGCCAACUAAGGCCGGUCACAAGGUGGGUGUCGUCUCCAGUGUUAUCUACUCCAAGCUAAAUGAGAUGACCACGCUGCUGACAACAACGCCGCCACUUAGUCUGCCAAUGAAGAACGAGUCUGUGUGUAACUACAUCCACGCUUUGUUCGGCCUUCGGGACAAGCACAUCUCUAUGAUCCGGAACGGAUACAUCUUCCAGUUUCUGACUCUGAUUCGUGGCAUUAAGAUGAACCAGAAGAGCCUCGUUGAAGAUAUACGCAGAGGACAGAUCAAAGAGGAUCUAGACAUCGAUGAAAAACUUCGCUCCGAAAUCAACGCCCACCUUUCUCCGAUGCCCGAAAGAGCAGCAGAGCUUGAGAAGGAAUUCGCCAAAGGUUUCGACGGCCUGAUUCAGAGAGUCUGGCCGAAAGUGACCCGUAUCAGCGGCAUCUGGUCGGGAAACACGAACGCCAUGUACUACAAAGAGGCCCGAGCCGUGCUGGGUCCCAACAUUCCCGUCUUCAGCUUCUCGCUGAUGGCCUCCGAGGGUUUUCUGGGCGCCAAUCUCGAGCUGACCCGACCCGGACCACCGCGUUACACGCUCAUCCCUGACGCGGUGUACUACGAGUUUCUGCCGAUCGUGGGAGACCACAUCCCCGAGCUGGCAGACAUCCGGCCGCAGGACCUGCUGCUCGGCCACCAGCUGGAGGUCGGAAAGGAGUACGAGAUGUUCAUCACGAACCCGUCUGGGCUGUUCCGCUACCGUCUAGGCGACGUCGUCAGGGUGGCGGGGUUCUACCAGCAGGCGCCGCAAGUGGAGUUCCUCUACAGGUCAGGUCAACUUCUGAACGUCUGUGGCGAGAAAAUGAUCGAGGAUGUGUUCUUUCGCGCGCUGGAGGACGCGGCUAAGCGCUGGCCGUCCACCCUGAAGGACUACACGGUGGCUAGCAGUCAGUUGGGACCGGCUGACCAGCACGAGCUCAGUCGCCGGUACCUGCUGUUCCUCGAGCUGGAGGGGGAACCACUGACAGCGGAGCAGGUGGUGCUGGUGGACCGGACACUUCAGGAGCAGUGCGAGGAGUACCGCGUGUUCCGGAGCACAGGCCGGCUGGGCGAGAUGGCCGUGUACCAGAUGCCGGCCGGCACGUUCGCCCGCUUCCAGGACCACCUGGUGAAGACCACGGCCGUCUCGGCGGCCCAGUUCAAGAUGCCGCGUGUGCUGAAGAGCGCCGACCGCGUGCAGUGGUUCAUGGAGAAUGUCAGGGCGUAGACGAGGCUAUGGUUUUGUGCCAUGUGGCUGUGAUCCGUGUAUAAUGUUAAUUACAGUGCUAUCGAUAGGUAUUGCGUAAGUUACGUCAAUGGGAACCAAAGUUGCAACUUAUAUGUAUAUGUUACAGGGAGUAUGCGAUUUCAGUUAGUUUGCAACGACCCUAGGGUGGUUGUAACCUCCCUGAACGAUCAGUUUGUUUGCAACGACCCUAGGGACGUUACAAAAUAACUGCUCGUUCCGGGACGUUGUAACGAAACUAGGGUCGUUGCAACCUCCCUAGUUAGUAUGCAACGAACCUAGGGUUGUUACAAAAUAACCAGGGAGUUUAAGAAAUCAUCGAGUCUCGUUUCACAGGGGGCACAUGGGGGGGGGGUUGCCACUCCCCAAGGUAGUCUUUCUGCUCUGCACUCAACAUUUUUAGAGCUAGAAGCCUGAUGUUUGGUAUAGCUGCUCCUCUAUCCUUUCUAGAUGUUCACGAAUAAAUUCAAGUUUUUGUG
Molecule: messenger RNA, 2424 nt
Organism: Amphibalanus amphitrite
Lineage: Eukaryota; Metazoa; Arthropoda; Thecostraca; Balanomorpha; Balanidae
Product: probable indole-3-acetic acid-amido synthetase GH3.9
Exons: 5
Coding region: 77-1927 (616 amino acids)
Cellular component (GO): cytoplasm
Molecular function (GO): acid-amino acid ligase activity
Source: RefSeq, a predicted model, not a curated record